CCUUCCAUUCUUACCGCACAUGCGCGGCUCAGGGAGCGCGCAGCGCGGCGAUCGGCGGUGCGCUGUAAGUGCCACCUGUCAGUGUCCAUCAGUGCCAGCAGUCAGUGCUCAUCAGUCCCACGUGCCAGUGCCCAUCAGUGCCACUUCAAUGCCACAUAUCAGUGCAUACCAGUGCACAUCAGUGCCACAUAUCAGUGCCCAUCUGAGCUGCCUUUCAAUGUCACCCAUCAGUGCCAGUCAGUGCCACCUAUCAAUGCCAAUCAGUGCCACCUAUCAGUGCUGCCAAUCAGUGCCACCUAUCAGUGCCAGUCAGUGUCGCCUAUGAGUGCACAUCAGUGCCGCCUAUCAGUGCCAGUCAGUGCCGCCUAUCAGUGCCAGUCAGUGCCGCUUAACAGUGCCAGUCAGUGCUGCCUACAAGUGCAAGUCAGUGCCACCUAUCAGUGCCAGUCAGUGCUGCCUAUCAG
Molecule: messenger RNA, 464 nt
Organism: Staurois parvus
Lineage: Eukaryota; Metazoa; Chordata; Amphibia; Anura; Ranidae
Source: the annotation of a GenBank genome assembly